Topomyia yanbarensis is the source of this 981-nucleotide messenger RNA. Its product is annotated as brachyurin-like. Gene Ontology annotation, molecular function: serine-type endopeptidase activity. NCBI's taxonomy places the organism in Eukaryota, Metazoa, Arthropoda, Insecta, Diptera, Culicidae. The record is from RefSeq and is a predicted model, not a curated record. Bases 23 to 919 code for a protein of 298 amino acids. Gene Ontology annotation, biological process: proteolysis. The transcript has a single exon.
CGUAACUAGUGACAAUACCACGAUGAAGACUAUCGCUCUGUUGAUUGGCGCCUUGGCCCUGGCCAACGCCUCCGUUGAUUUGUCCAAAGUGAAACGCAUUGAGGAGUUGGACGAGUUUUGGGCACAGCUCGAUCCGCAACUACAGAUGCUACGCCCAACACAAGCACUCCCGGAAAGCAAAAUAGUCAACGGCCAGGAAGCCCAACCAGGACAGUUCCCGUAUCAGGCGUUAGUACUGAGUUUCUUCAGUGGCGGCAACUCCGGAUUAUGUGGUGGUACUGUGUUAUCGCAAAACUUUGUGAUGACUGCUGCCCACUGUGUUGUAAUCGGAACAGAGGCCACUCAUGGAACGGUCGUCCUCGGAGCUCACAACCGACAGGUCGUGGAAGCCACACAGCAGAGAAUCGAUUUCGCUUCAAUCAACGUCCAUCCAAGCUACAUUGCAUCGUUAUUGCGGAACGAUAUCGCUACCAUUCGACUGGCCACGCCAGCAGUGUUCAACAAUGUUGUUCAACCGAUCGAUCUACCGGCACGGUCGGACACUCGCACAUUCGCUGGCCUAACGGGUAUUAUUUCGGGUUUCGGACGAACAACGGAUGAGACCGGUUCGCCUGCUUCCGAUGUUGUCAUGUACACCAGCAACCCAAUUCUUACCAAUGCCGACUGUCAAUCCUCGUGGAAUGCUAUUAUUAUUCAGGCACAAAACAUCUGCCUUUCCGGAACUGGUGGUCGUUCGGUAUGCAAUGGUGAUUCCGGUGGCCCAUUAGCCGUUCGGGAUAAUGAUCGCAGUCUUCAGGUAGGUAUUGCAUCCUUCGUCCACGCAAGCGGAUGUGCCUCCGGUUUUCCCGCCGGAUUUGUCCGCGUCACGCACUAUCUGACUUGGAUCGGUGAAAACUCUGAUGUUGUACUGCGAGAUUAGAGAUUCAUCACAAUAGUUGAUUUUAUGUUUUAAAUAAAAAUAGAUAAUCUGUGUUUUAGUUA